Molecule: messenger RNA, 405 nt
Organism: Setaria italica (foxtail millet)
Lineage: Eukaryota; Viridiplantae; Streptophyta; Magnoliopsida; Poales; Poaceae
Exons: 5
Coding region: 82-405 (107 amino acids)
Source: RefSeq, a predicted model, not a curated record
CCUCCCGACCAGCCGCUCGCCCAGACCUCGCCGCCCGUCCCGCCUGCUCGCCCAGUCGGCAGACCGCGAAGUUUUGGAAAGAUGCUGCCAAGUAAGAGGGGUGCUGAUGAUCUUACAAGAUUCUCAGCUGACAAUAAAAGAACUUGCAGUGGACAAGAGGCAACUGAUUUUUUAGAUAUCUGGAGGGAUCUGGGUGUGGAAGUUGCAUCAAAGGUGUCUAGAAGUGUUGUCUCAAUUGGUUUGUCCGAUGGGCAAAAUGUGCCAUAUGCAUCCUCUGGCGUAGUUAUAGAAUGCCAGUCUUCCUUCACAAAGUUUGUGACUUCAGCAAGUUUGGUUAGAGCUUUACAUGAUUCUGAAACAAAUGACCAUAGGUUUAAGUACAGCAUGAAGAAGAUGUGGCCAUAG